AAUUAUUGGGCUCGUCUUGAAACUAGUCCAUAAUCUCACCAGACACAGCCCAAUAUAACAUCAACAAGCCUAGCCGUCGAUCUAAACAGAUAUUACGAAAGACUAUCUCCGCCGUCCAAUCUAGGGCAACACAAGAACGAAUCCCCACUUAUAUAUUCUCUUUCAUCCCUUCUGAUCAUCGCCUUCGCCUCCAGACCAAAAACCCAAUCACCGGAAAAAAAAAAGUGAAAAAUGGUGCAGAGGCUAACAUACAGGAAGCGGCAUAGCUAUGCCACGAAAUCAAACCAGCACCGGGUCGUCAAAACCCCCGGCGGGAAGCUGGUGUAUCAGACCACUAAGAAGAGGGCCAGUGGUCCCAAGUGUCCCGUGACUGGCAAGAGGAUCCAAGGGAUUCCUCAUUUGAGACCUGCUGAGUACAAGAGAUCGAGGUUGCCUAGAAACCGGAGGACUGUGAAUCGUCCGUAUGGUGGAGUGUUGUCUGGUGUUGCUGUGAGAGAAAGGAUCAUUAGGGCUUUCUUGGUAGAGGAACAGAAGAUUGUGAAGAAGGUAUUGAAGAUUCAGAAAGCAAAGGAAAAACUUGCUUCCAAGAGCAGCUAAGCUAGAAUGUGAGUGGAUACGAUUAUGGAACUGUAUCGAAGUUUUUGGAGCAUUAUAUCUGUAUUUUUGUUGGGAUUCUUUGGAAUAUGACUUAUUUUAUUUUUCUUCAGUUUGUCGAGCAAUCAUCUUUUUCUCUAGGAUUUUGGAUUCUCAGUCAUCUGAUGCCCCUUUGAGUUCUGUUUGGAUUUUUGCAGUGAUAUGGUUUAAAGGAUUUUGGUUUUAUUGAAAUCUUGAGUCUAGUAGUUUAUAAUAUUUUGUUGGAUUAGAAAUCAAAGGAUUCUAAUCUGAAAUUGCUUUCCCUGUUUUCAAUAUGAUGAGCAGAUGGGGAUGGAUGGCUGCAUUUUGCAAGCCAUAUUGAUUGUGCAAUGAUCUCAAGUAUGACACUUGGGAUUUCAGCUGGGAAAAAAAAUUCCUUUUUUUUUUAGAAAAUGAAAAACCUGUUUUCUUCAACUAGCUGGACCAAGACAAUCUACACUAUGAUAUAUAUCAUCAAUGUCUUGCAGUAAAUUGAAGAUGCAAAAGUGUUUUUAGAUACUUUUAUUUACAUGUCAACCAAAAAAACUAAUUGCAUUUCAAUUAUUGCUACAUACUAAAUUAUGAGUUGAGUAUUGUUCGGCUUGAUUUUUUCAUUGGUGCCUCGGCUUAACCCAAGCUUGUUAAGGCUUAACACGACUCAUGACUCUUAAAAUGUAUACAAUUGUUUGAGAUGGAUUUGAAUUUUAUUAGCUCGAGAUUGGGUUGGA
This is a messenger RNA of Striga asiatica, 1340 nucleotides long. The record is from the annotation of a GenBank genome assembly. NCBI's taxonomy places the organism in Eukaryota, Viridiplantae, Streptophyta, Magnoliopsida, Lamiales, Orobanchaceae.